This is a messenger RNA of Oppia nitens, 15006 nucleotides long. It is a transcript of the gene tweek, whose product is annotated as bridge-like lipid transfer protein family member 1. Gene Ontology annotation, biological process: synaptic vesicle endocytosis. The coding region runs from base 122 to 14932 and encodes 4936 amino acids. The transcript has 8 exons. NCBI's taxonomy places the organism in Eukaryota, Metazoa, Arthropoda, Arachnida, Sarcoptiformes, Oppiidae. The record is from RefSeq and is a predicted model, not a curated record.
UAUGCAUAUCUUCACAUUUGUGGUCAAUCGCGAUAUAUAUCACCAAACAAUCAAUGAUCCCAACCAUAUAUAUAUGUAAAACUUAUAUGAAGUAGUCAUCAAACGAUUUCCGGUGAUCACGAUGUCAUCGCACAAGACAUUGACCACCAUUGAUGACAGUCCACAGAUGAGGACCACAAACGGCGGCGACGAUACCAACGGCAAAAGCAUACUCGAUAAUGUCAAAGAGAUUAUCGAUUUGGUAGUCAACAACACCAACAACAAUGAUAUGCCAUAUAUAGAGCCGCCAAACAUACGGGAAGCCGAUUGGACUGAUUGGUUGGUCUUCUUCUGGCGAAAUCUCUAUCCGUUUAUUAUAUGGAUAUUAGCGAUGGUUUGGGUCUGUUAUCUUUGUUUUUAUAACUCGCGAGUCAUUGGUCUCAUUAUAUCGCGAAUUGUUAAUCAAUUUUUCGUUAAAAACGGCUAUUUCAAUGUGGGCUCUAUAUCGGUGGCCACCAUUUCGGGCAAACUUAUGUUCAGAGAUUUUGUUUAUAUUACUGAUGACUAUUCCAUCAGAAUUCAAGACGGAUGGUUUGUGUUUCGCUGGUGGUUGACAUAUACACCAAAAGACGUACGAACCGAAGAUUUUUCAAACUCCGAGGUCCGACUUCUUGUACUACUAAAUGGUCUCGAAUUGCAUGUCUAUAACCGGACCAAACGGUACAAAGAAUUGGAAAAACUAUUUGGUUUGCCUUCAAGACUCAACGACUUUGACAACGAUCCCGAUGAAGACGUCGGCAACAAUUCGCUGAUUGACAGCAUAAACGACGCCAAACUCGAAGUGAAAGCCAGUCAAUGGCGCGAUUUGAUUCCCGUCACUAAAGUCGAGAUAACGUCCGGUCGUUUUGUUUUCGGCAAUCACUUGAUCCCCAGCACAUUAUCAGUGGUCAUUGAAGAGUCUCAUUUUGUUUACACAACACGACCGGCUAUUUCACCGCACGAUCUGUUUACCCAUAUAACCAAAUGCAAAGCCGAACACGUGAAAGUGAUAUUAGUGCCCAGUCCUAAAUUUAUGGGUAUCAGCGAUGAACCGCCCCGUUAUAUGGGCGAAGGUUUUGUUGUCUUUCAGAGCAAUAAAGUCGAUAUCUACUACUAUCAAGACGAGCCAGGAUUGGCGUCUGACAAACCAGAAAAGUUAGAGCUGGCCAAUGGAGAUACUAUCGAAAAGUUUACAUCACCGGCCUGGGGUCUUGUCGUCAAAUGUGGAAAAGGCACUGACUUUAGUUACGGUCCGUGGGCUGACCGACAACGAGAAUUAUUGUAUAAUUUCUUUUAUCCGACGGACUAUCGGCCGAUGGAAAUAUCCAAACGACCGAAAGCUGGAGAAUUGCGUGAAUUUGAGUCGUUUGACAUUAGGCUCAGUACGCUAUACGACGCAAAGAUAGAUGUAUUGUUCUCGAAGGACAAGGAGACCAGUGCUUUGCACGUGAAUGCCGGUCCYGGAUCUUAUCUGGAAAUCAACAUUCCGUGGGUUAACUCGGAAUCGGGUUAUGUGUCACAUAUUAAUGGACAGAUCAUGCAUUUGGAUGCGACAACUAGUCUUGAUUUUCGUCCACUGGCUCUAAGCGAAACACUCGAGUUUGACGUUAAAAUAGCUUAUCCUCGCUAUUGGAAUGAACACCAGUUAUGGACCUGUAGUUUAACCGGUUGUAAGGCAACAGUUAACUUAAUAUAUGCACACAAACUAUUCUUUCAUUCAUUGAUCGAGGACUGGGCCGGAAAAGCCAGACCCGAUAUAAUGAAGUUUGUGCCCUACACUGUCAGGAUAUCGGUUGUACUCAAAGAAUUUGAGUUACUAACUCAGGCCAACCAAUACAAUUGGAUCGACUGUUCGACAAACUUGAACGGAGAAAAUUCACAGUUGGCCAUCAGUGGCGAAAUAUUUGACAUGACUUUCGAUUUACCGUUUGUAGAGUUUUUGCCGCCGACUGUUGACGUGAAGAUCUGGAUUCAAGGCGAAGGACUCGAAGCRGCAUUUUAUUUGCCGGAAAGUAGUGUCCAUCGGGAUAUUGUCGAUGCAAUUCACCGAUACGCCAAAAUAGCGUCUCGCGACGGACAGACUUGUCUUACGUCCAAUCUGUUUACGAAUGAUAGGAAGUGGAGGAAUAUUGUUUCCAGAGAUAAUAAUUGGUACGAGUGUUGGACAACACCGAUAGUUGCGCUUAAUAUUUCCUAUAAGUAUUGGCCGAUACCGCCUAAAUCAUAUACACCGAAACAAAAUGAAGUGACAACACCUGAAAUGGAAGACAUAUUGUUAUCACCAUUGCGUCCAAAUCGGUCGCCAAAACAUUUGUGUACCGCUCCCGACGAUUUUGAUCCAUUGCUUAUGGAACCGGAUAUCAUAGCAGUCGAGUUGGAAAUCGGGCCGUCAGUUAUAGGAUUGUUCGGUACACUGUUUCGUAUGCUUUGGGAUAUCAAAGAAAAUUAUUUAGGCGAAUGUCAAGAGUUUGCUGAUCUGAGUUGCAAUAUAUCGACAUUUUUCGAAAAGUUUUCKGAGAUUAAGACCAAAACCAGUAGAACAGACAUGACUAACACUGAUCACAUGGAAAUGGAGUUCAAACCAUUUGAUGCCCGUAUAUAUCGUCCAUUUGAAGUAACAGUUUCGGUGGCAUUGCAUGACAUUCAGGCGCAUCUAAUGAAGUGUUGUAAUGAUUCAGAUCCUCCCUGUCCUUCAAUUUAUACCGAAAAGUUGUGCUUUGAAUUACACAAGACUUACAGUGAAACAAAACUUCAGCUAUUGAUAGCACCUUUAGUUCUGAUAUCAACUGAUGUCAAGCAACGAGACGACAAUAAUUCUCAUUUAAAAAACGGKUUUCUCACUCUGUCGUCACUUCAGUUCAGAGGUCACGCCAUGUUCUCUGGUGUGAACAGACCACUCGUGAGUGAUACACUUGAGUACGCUUGGCUGGUGGACGUACAGCUCGGCGAUAUUGCCGGAAGACUAACACUACCUCAAACGCAACACAUUGUCACAGCGUUAGAGACAAUCCUACUGCAAGUACUGCAAACAGAUAGUUCUCUUCAGCCACCGUUUCCCUAUCAGAAAUGUCUACACGACUUAACUCAAUCGGUAUGUCCACAGUCGACAGUUACCAAACUAUGUCCGUAUCCCGAGGAUCUCAAAUACAAAAUGGUUAGAUUGUCUAUUGACGCCAUCGAUGUCUAUAUCGUUGAGUCCAAUGUGGCCAUUAGUGUCCAAUUGAUUCCAAUCAAAUUUUCGAUGUGCAAUAUUCACAGUUGUCACACGUCUGUUGGCGUAACUGCUCUCAUAAAUAAGAUAUUGUUGCGACAGUUUGUUAGGACUACAACAGCGCCUCAUACUCUAAGCUCAAGCAAUAGUGCAAAAUCUCGUCUUUCAUUGACCCGAGAAGCCACACAUUGGCUGGAAGUCAGUACACUGUCAGUGGGACCGGUGUUUGUGGACGCGGCUUCGUUAUUGUCAUCAGUGGACAACUAUACCCAAUCGCAGGACACGUUUCUCAAGACACACGAUACGAAAACAAAACGUUUAUGGUUUCUCUGGCAGAACGAACCAAAUGUAUUGCCGUCACAUUUGGUCGGAAAGUGCGGAUGUGUUGGCGGAUCGACUUUUUUCGGUAGCAAUAAAAGUGGUCUUUAUUUCUUUAAUGUGGCCAAACGUGAUACCAAUACUACAGAAAGUGAAAUCAAUAAGUUUUAUGAAGACAUCAAUCAAAAUAAAGAUCUGGCUUUUGGUGAAAGUUUACUUCAUAGAGGAGAGUAUGUGUUGGGUUUAAGAGUGGAUACUGACGAAUGCGAUGAAGAACUAUUAGAUUUGGUGCCAUUUUUUGAGGAACCAUUUUCACCAUCUGUUUCCGAGUCCAUGAGUGACAGCAGAACAGAACUUAAGGCACGUUUUAAGUAUGGAUUUUUGUCGCGACAGUUGACAGUACCGACACAAACAUCAAGCAAUACAUUGUCAGUGACAUCACCUCUAAUGCCUAAAGAUUUAUCACCACUACAGCCAAGAUCACCAUCAAAGUCGGCUUCAUUUCGAAUACCAUCGCAGAACAAAAGAGAGCACUUGUCUAGCGAUUCAGCUGAAGAUGUUUUUCGACGAAAUCGAAGUAUGAGUGAAACUGGCAAUGCUAUCGAAGAUAUACAAAAGUCACAGAAAUUUUUGGAUCUCAUUAAAAGUCAACAAAACUCUGAAACAAACAAAAGAGUGGAUUUUGAGCCAAACUCUCCCACCUAUGAGUCAGAAGUGUUCCGAACGAAGUCAWUAGAGUCGGCCUCAUCUGCUUCUGAGCGAUAYUUUUCAGCUGAAGAUGUGUCAAAUGCUGCCAAAUCUCCCACUAAUAGUUCGGACACAUCAGCUAUAGUGCCGCCCAUUGCGAGCAGCGAUUCAUACCAUACCGCAGAACCGGGAAAUCCUAAUAGUGAGUCAACCACUCAAUACUACAGUUGUACGACAUCCGAGUCGGUGACACUUACUGGCGAUGAUAAACAACGAAAGGGUGACACAAUAUCUGUUAAUUCAAGCAAUUCUUUCAUAUCAGCCCUUUCAUCACAUGAAGAUUUAGCUCUCGUUGAUCUUCGAAAUCAAAUCGAGAAACCGAUACCCGAUUCGCCUCUUUUGAUGUCAUCAUAUUCAGCACAUCUGUCGCAAUACGUUUCCUAUAAUUGGGACGUUCCGCCUCCAGUUCCACAUUUCACACCAUCUCAUAUAACUACUAAAGAUUGGUUUCUAAGAAAAUCUCUUUGGAGACCAAGAUUUAGACUCAAUUCGCAAGGAUUUUCGUGUCUGAAAAUUACAAGAAAAGACGACUCGAGAGAUGACAAGAGCGGCUCAUUUGUUAGAAAUGAUUUCAUACCCGGUUCGGUGUUUUUCGAAAUGGACAAGAAUUUAAGCCAAAACAGUGGCAAAUCGGACAUCAAUGAUGUUAACAAGCAAUCGACUGAUAAGAAAUCUGAUGAAAUCAUAUUGAAAAAUGUAGAAAUGGUUUUCGAAAAAGUGACACUUCUGGUCAAAUUGAACAAUGAAAUCGACAUCAAACUGUCUCCACUAUCACUGGAAGGCAUGAAAUCAUUUAUCGAUAGCAUAACACCAACGAUGGCAUCGCUUCAUCCGAUAUCAGUGUUAAAUCAUGUGAAUCUCAAUUGUCUUAAUGAAGUCGAAGCAAAUAAUAAACUCAAAAAAGAGAAGAUGUUAUAUUUGGGACAAUUGAAUGUCAAGGCGUGGCAGACAUUGAUUCGCAGACAAAGUCAAAAGCAAAACAAUCGUCGAGUGACUGAUAGUAAGGACACAUCACUGGUGGCCAAUCAGCUGGAAGAGGCCAAGACAUUCAAAUUGUUGACAUAUGUCUAUAUCAAUAAAAUCAAUAUAAACUUAAUGCAGGCGUCUAUUGUUGAAGAAUUGAUCUCAUUUGCGGCUCUCGACAACAUUAAAGACCUGACUUGUGUGUCAGUGAUGACGGCKUCCAUCAGUGAUAUUACAUUUUUUUCUUCAAAUCACAUUAAACAGCGCAGAACUCUUCACACUUUUAUGGAUCAAAGUUCAGUAUCCAAUCUGUCAUUCACUGAAAAAGCAUUAAUGAGUCGAUUUUUCGGCAAAAAACCUAAAAAAGAGUUGUCAGAAAUCGAGUCGUUGACCAUCGAAACGGUUGAUACGAAUCUCGAGGAAACAGUGGCCACGGCUUCAGUCAAGUCGGUGCACAUGCAGUUGUCUCGCCUCAAAAAUAGCAGCACUAUCUUAAAGGAUGCUAUACUGACUGUCAUUCCCUGUCGUUAUAGUAAAGUAGACUUCAAAGUAAAUCGUUUGUUGUCUUCGGGAAUCAGCGAAUCGGACAGUAGUUCUCGGCUCUCACGACACAAUAGAAAGCCAUUGCAACGUCAGGACUGUGUUUCGGAUGUCGAGCCAAACAGUGAUAUCUUUUUGAAAGUACAGUCAUGUGCUGACGGAACAACCGAUGAGGAACAUCUGUUGGGAUUUAUUAUGUUUGAGUGCGGUAUUGAAGAUAUUAACAUCAAAGGUGUUAAAGUCAAGAAAAAUGAAGAAAAAUUUGUCGAUCUUAAGCCUAAUGACAGUAAUAACGAAUCGGAUGAUAACAAACCUCAUGAGUUUGUUCGGCCACAAGAUAUCGAAACAAUUCAGGAGUCGAGUCAUUCGUCGUCUGGUGUCGCAGAAGUGUCUACCAUAUGGUUUAACUUUGCGGCGCCACCGAAGACACCGAAUACUCGUAAAAUUGAUUUUACGCGUUUAGAUUGGCAUCUGUUGAGUUCGGCCGCGCCAUCGAUCAGCGCGUGGGUCAGUGUUGGCGAUCGUCUCAUGCUUUCGGCAAAAUGUUUGUCGCGAAUGAGCGAACAAAGAGUCAAUUCAGUAAUUGUCUGUCUGAUGACAUGCGGUCUUGAAGUGAAAGGCGUUCACAUUCCGCCACAGAGUAAACAUUUGUCGCGUUUGUUCACACCGUUGGCGAAGUCAUUACAGGACGACCCGUCGUGUCAAUUGGUUUCAGCCAUUAGGCGGUACUACAACUCGUUUGAGUCGAGCGAUGAAUUUGAAAUGAAUCUCAAAGUUGAAACACUUCCGUUGCUAUCGGAUCUUCAGAGAGGUAUUGUCGCACUUUGUCGUCAAUGGAAGAAUGCAUUAUAUAUGCCAUUGUUUAUACAACAAAAUCUUCGAAUAAGAAAGGGUGACAAACAUCCAUUGCGUGUACUCUUAGAGGAAAAGUCGAAACAAAUAUCAGUGGAAACAGAUUCGGGUGAUGAAGACACAGAAAUCAAUGACGAAACUACUCAACUGUUGGCAGAAAAUAAUAUGACAACCAGUGGUGAAAAUCAUGUGGUGUCUGGCAAUAGAAAAAUUGAGAUAACUGUCCGAAACAAACAUAAUAAAUCAUCAGAUAGUGAUAGCUUUCCAAAUGAUAGUUCAAAUAUCGAGUCUUCUAAUGCCAAACGCAAACUUAGUGUCAUUCAAUCAUACUUUCCUCGAUCUACCCGCGCAUCCAUCACUAUUCCGCCACUAAUAACAGCACCGCUUGAGACCAUCGGAACCGGUGUUAACAAGGCUUAUGAAUACUUGUUUUCGCCGAAUAGUCAGAACAGUGGCACUCGACUUGUAAAACGCGAAGAAAGCCAAAUGAGUCUUAAGUCAACGCUGUCCAGUCUCGAGCCAACCAAUAAUAAUAAUGCUUUGCCAAUGGAUCAGCUAAUCGGUGACACACAAUUUGAUGGCGUCAAUGAUAAUUAUGGUGAUGAGAAUCUGUAUUGGUGGAUGGCUCGCCAACAGGAUUACAUGAAAAAUGUUACAAAUCUUACCAAUUCUUUGCGCAAGACGUCGGCACCGCUUUUGGAUCACGACUCGAAACUCAAUACAUUGAAUUCAAUGAACAGUACCGACAAUGAGAUGAACAAUACGGGACAGUUGGCGGCACACGACGUAUCUUUUCUGCCAACAGUGGCUCAGAUGAGUGACGUUCGCGAAAUUUUUCAUCCGUUUAUAGCGUCGCUCAGCAAAACACCGAUCGAAGAGGACAGCACUUCGUGUCUCGAAUUCGGCCAAUUGGGAACCAAAGUGUCGAUUUGCGGUCGAAUUAAACUCUUUAAGAUCGAUAUUGUUGAGUCUGAGACCAGAAAAUCGCCAAAUCGUAGCCGAAGUCCAUCGCGAGGAUUAUUGUCGCCUAAUAGGAUACAAGUUGUCAACUUUGAGGCCAAUUCGUCGCCAUAUAAAAAUCGGCUUAACGUUGAUAACAGUUUAGACAUUUCUGCUUUUGUUUGUGAAGGACUGGGAGUUGAGUUUGAUUUACGAAAAGUAAAAGAUUUUGAGAAAUCUGAAAGUAGUCAACAAAAGGAUAACAAAGUCUGUUCGAUAGUCAUCGUAGGUCCGGACGGCUUGAGUCAGACGACAACAUUAAUCAACUUCAAUGUUGACGUCAAUUGUAUCGAACAAAGAGUUAAUUUACCACUUCUUCGACUAUUACAUCAAUUCACUGCUAUGUAUGAGACCGUAAAAGAGACCCGAAUGGAGAUGCGAUCCAAUAGAGUCCAAUCGAUUAGAGAAGGACUGCAUUUAGAUAAAUACAAACUGAGGACAUCUGAGACCGAUACGACCAGUCGGACGCCUUCCAGUGCUAGCUAUAAAAACGAACCGUUUAUCGAACAUAUAGCUAAACAUAAGGAAGAAGUGGCCAUUUCUAUACCUGAAGAUUUGGAUUCAGAUGAUGAAACACUUGUGGGCGAAGAUCCAGUCCAAUUGAGAGAACAGUUGGUUCAACCAAAGUGUUGGAAAACGAUGUAUCACUUGUUAGAUCUGUACGAGACUAAACCAGAAACCAAGACUGUCAUCCAACGGGUUAGUUCACUGAUACACACGGGACCACCAGUUGCCGAAACUAAGAUACAGAUCGAUGAGGGAGACUAUAAGGGCAGCGGUAGAUACGAACCAUUGAAGAAUCAUUCGAUUGAAUUGGAAGAACUGAAUCCAUCACAACAACAGCCAAUACCGCAGCAAAAGGUAAACAAUAAUGCAAUGAACACACAGACAAUUCACCGAAGAUCGGCUACAAAUGUUGUGUCCAGUGAUCAGUUGAAAAACUUUACCACAGCUCUCAUACAACGUGAAUGGACACCGAUUGUUGUGUUCGGUGUUUGUAAGAUAAGACGUGUAGGUUUGUUGGCAAUGCUUAGUGGUCUCAAAUUGGAGGCCGAAUUGUCGGCGUUUCACGUGAGUGUAACACACAAACAGAAGUGUCGCGGAACCAAAAAAUGGUUUGAAUCKUCACUCAACGGACAGUUAGGCCACACAAGUGUUUCGUUGUUAGAAGAAAUGCUUCCGAGUCAUCAAUUGGUGGUUAAAAUGACAAUCGGAAAGUCACAAACACUUAUCUCUUGUCAAAACCGAAARGGAAAGGACGCCAACUCUGCACUGUUGACAAUCGGUCCCAUAAUGAUUGACAUUCCUCAACAUCCGGUCGCUUUGCACGGAAUGAUGACCCGAUCGGGACGUCAACUAUCGACAACAUUGCAAGAGUUACGGUCAUCACGACAGCCAUCAAGACUAUCGCGACAGCAGAUGGACACCGAAACUAUGACCUCAUCGUACGGACAACAGACUCAACAAACGCCGAAAAUGUUUYCCGCCGAUGAUAUGGUCGAGAGUAUAGUUUUAGAUGCAGUGACUGAUCAGCAACRACCSCAACAAUUAAUUAAACCGAUUGUCGUUCAGUUCAGUGUCAUAUUGGAAUCGUUUACAAUCGGUGCCUCACUGUUACCAUCGUUACGGGCACAGUAUCAGAUGGACAGAGUGACCAGUAAUGGUAUUACUGGCAAUAAAGCAAAGUUUGUCAUCGAUGUUCAUCAGCACACGUUAAGCUUUAAUACAAAAGUACUUCCCACCGAAGCCAACCUACCGUCUUCAGCGAACGUCGAAUUGCCACCAAUUCAUGUCUCAGCCGAAUAUAUUGAAGAUCUGAACAAAGAGUGUGCCGGAGGAGGAGCCACACGUUCCGAAUCAUUUGCUUCYGAAGGAAUUGUCUUAAGAAAAGGAAGUUAUCUGAACGCCACCGCAGAUAUCGGUUCAUUCGAACACAGUCUUACUACAGAUCUACUCAACCAUUUACUUCUGGUUCAGAAAGUUUUUAUGAAAGAAGUCAACGAAGUGGUACAGAAGAUGUCGGGAACCGAUACAAAAAUYAUCGACGAAGAACUACUAUUUGGYACCGAUAARAACCGACGAUCACGUUAUGUACUCUUUUCRUURCAUUUAAGACUGAAAGGCAUUCAGAUAACGGCCACAACACCGACAAACAGUGCCGUACGGYUGGAAACCGGUUUAGUUGAGCUACAGUUGUCUAAUAGAGUUCAGAAUAUGUCGACCAAAGAUCUUAAUCUCAAGUUAUUCAUCAAAUUACAGGUCGAUCUAAACGUAGCAUUGGGUCAGCUCAUCAGGAAUGCYAUGUUUGAAGAGGCGGAACCCGAGUUUCAACAGUUAGCGUACUUUAAAACUAGAAUUUGUAUGAGAAAUGCUCUUCAGGACGAAAUGGUCAUCAAUACUGAUGCCGAGGACAAGGAGGCGGUGCUCAUUGAAUUGCAUCGACCGUUGAUAUUCAUACAACCGAUGGCUUUAGAUAAAGCAGUACUCGUUUGGCUUAACUAUAAAAAUGCUUACGAGUAUUGGACAGAACAGCGAUCCAAUCUUAACUCUGAAGUAGUAUUGGCUACUCAACAAGUCUUCGGUAAAGUGCAACCAAUAGCGCAAAUGGGUUCCCAAACAAUMGGAACACUGUUUCUUCAAUUAACUGUCAAUGAUUUGGGUGUUUGUCUUCCGAUAACAAACCCAAAUAUAUCGGCACUGAACCAAAGUAAAGGCUACGACUCGGAAYUGAAGGACGCAUUGGUGGURACACUGGAGAACACACAGAUCAGCGCCUGUUCUUGCGGGUCACUCGUCAGUAAAGGAAAGUUUACCGGUUUGUGUAUCCGUUUUGCAGACGACUUUGAGACCUCACUCGACGAUUGGAAGCCCGAYAGCAGUGAUCCAAACAUUCGGAACCUUUGUGUAGUCUCUGAGGGCACGUAUGAUAUCUGUUCGCGUACUAUAACAUCCCAUCAGAACCCGAGUGAUGCCAAAUGGGUUUUGAAUGUCUCGUGGAAAAUGGAGGGCUUUGACAUACACUUCGACACAUCGAUUGGCAAACAUUUUUCAGCCCUUUUCAAAACAAUGACCGCUAUUGCCGGCGAUGAAGACGAGGACGACGUCGACAUAUCGACUAUCGAUUACGGAAACAUUGCGAACGAUGAACGACAACCAGAUCUAGAGUCGACUGAUCUUAAAGAAGAUAAAGGCAAACCAUCGGGAGUUGAUCUUAGAAGAGGUUCACUGUUGAAGGAGACGUCCGAUAACAAGAAAAAGGCYAGAAUUAUGGAAAAAGAACUCAACGAACAGGUCAAGAUUAUCAAUGAUUUAAGACAAUUGGGUGCCAGUCAUACAACAAUCGAACAGGAAGUGCAACGUCUUCAAGAACUCGAGAACGCAGUGUUUCACAAUUUCCGUCGCGAUGUCAUCAAAAAGCUUCGUCGUCCGAGUGUUCGACAGUCGUCAUUCAAAGACAAGAUGUCGAUCGGCGGCAAAAUGUUUAGCAAAUCGUUGCACAGCUAUAAUGAGACAAAUGAAUACAAUGAAAACUCUGGCGAAGACUCGCCUUCAAGUCCUACGGCAUCAUUCAAACCACACUCUUUAGAUACACCGCUCGAGUUUGGCUCUAAACUUAAAACAUCUGCUAGUAUUCCGAUCCCGAAAACACUCAAACAGAUGACACUCGACUCACCAAUGAGUCUAACGGCUGCUUCGAUGACCAGUUCGUCAAUUAGUGAAUCUAGUGGUGAUAUUGCAUUGUCGCCGAGUUUGGAACAAACACCGAGUUCUGCGUCYGAAUUCAAGAUUCCAAUGAUUACUAAAAAYUUGAGAGGUGAUUCUGAUAACCGAAAACAGGGCAGCUUUUCGUCGGAAUUUGACGAAAGUAUUGGCUCAUCCAAUGCCGAGCGGUCGGCCACUAAACAGAGCUAUCAAUCGGAACCUAACAUUGAUUUUGAGUUCGACGUCAAGAUAUUCUUCAAUUCGGGAAAAUGUGUUUUACAUACGAAAGACCAAACGSUCAAAGAGGACGAGAGUUCGGCCAAAAAGAUGCAAAAAGAGCGAAGCUUUUCUGGCGGUCCAUAUGACUCACUAUUGUCUCCCAAUCACAUCAAUAAAAAUCGUCCGCCAAAUCAUAAGUUAAGUAAAAACUCGACGAACACCGCAUUAAAACCAAACGUAUCUUCAAAUCGCCUSAAAUUGUCGACCCAUCAUAUUGGCGGACAAAUUGCCGAUUUCACUGUAUUUCUAAUACCCGGACUCGACAUAAAACUUCACUACAAUUCCAAAACAUUUGUUGACGAGUCAUCUCAACAACCAUUUGACAAACAAUCGAUGAGAUCGCCGUCCGAGUUGGACACAAGUGGAACCAGUGGUCAYAAUCAAUCGUCGGCAGCCAAAAGACUGCCAUCAAAGAAGGCGACACUGUUUUCGUUGAUAACAUUGCACAGCAUUCCAGAUGAGACACUCAUCAGUCCAAACAUUUUAGAUUUCUUAGAGCAGGCACUCGAACCGAUUCCCAUUACUUUACCAAUGAAAACGCCAACGUUAUCGUCGACGCCAAACACAUUUGGUGACAGUAACACACCACCAGUUCCGGCACAAUAUGCCACAUAUGCAUCAUUUCCAGUCGAUAUUAUUGUCAAAAUUCAUGUCCAGCCGACAGUUGUGCGCUUCUGUUGCCUUCCAGUUUCACGAGUAGAAUGUUUACUUCAUUUGCCGUCAAUUGAUUUGGUUUUGUCAUCGAAACGAUCGGAUGAGGAACAGUUACAAUCGGGUCAAUGUUCGCCACCUAAAUAUGCCAGAUAUGCACAGAAGUUGGCCGAUAAGUCAUCGGAUUCGAUAACAAGUACUUCAUCGUCGGGCGGUUURAGUAUAACAGCAAUUUUGGCCGACUUUUCUCUAUAUAUCUUUCAUCCAUACGGCGGCCAAAAGAAGACAUCAGCCGAAUCGUCAUCGGAUCGUAAAGAUUCGCUCAGUCUUCAGGUGGAGUUCGUCAAAAUCAAUAUUUCAAGAGGACGUAAACUGUCUAUCAGUGACUCAACAGCGCACACGUUUCGCUUUUCCGCCAUUUGCGACAUCGGUUCCGCGUCGUUCAAGUACGACAUGAGACGYCUGAAUGAGAUAUUAGCCUUUCCAAAGGCCUGGUAUCGCAAGUCGAUUUGGAAGCGUAUAUUCAUUGGCGACCACACCAUCAAUGCUAUAUUUAGCGAUCAGGAAGAGGAUGACUUUUCCGAUAACAAAGACUUAUCGGACACGAGCUCUGAAGAGUCCAGUCAAACGACAACCACUGUUCGUACGGCGCAUAAGAGUGAAGGUAUGGCCAGUCGUGAAGGACUUCGGCUUAAUUUACAAGAGACGAGUCGUCGCAAAAUUUAUAAGCACUCAUCAAGAAGUGAUGUGUUAACCUCUGCGGCCAAUCCGUGGGAAACAUUAGUCUUGUUUACUGUGAAUCUCUCAAAAUUGAGUAUAACUAUGAAUAUGGGGAAUGUUAUGGGAAAUACCAAUUGGUUGACUCGCGGUCUACGAUCGGAAGGUCGCAUAUCUAUUGACUCGAGUGGACACAAGAGUUAUAAAAUGAGUCUAACUUUGGACGGUUCGACACUUGACGCUAAGGGAGGUAUCGUUGGCGGYAUUAUUGAGUUGAGUCAGAUUAACACCGAACUGUCCGUUAAUGAAGUGAAAGGCAGUGAACCGGAACAUCAACUGAACUGUUCAUUGCAUACGUUGGAGAAGCGAAUUGAUUACAUGGGAACUAGUAUUUUGAUGCUUCGGGUCUCAGAUUUGGACAUUACUUUGCGCGAUGAGUGGCGAAUCGAUUUGAGCAAAGAUUAUAAUCCAUCGUCACAUCCGACUAAACGUCCGGCGCUUAUAUUCAUUCACGGAGUGCUCAAUUGGGAUCAAAUGCAGAUCUUGAUAUCAAAGUCGACGACACCGGACUUUAUAAAAAUUGUUGCCAAAUUAGAGGAAUUUUUUGCCCAACAAUUCCAUUCAAGCAAAAGAGUUUUUUCUUCACUUCARACAUUCAACAGACAGUCAAUGAAGAGUCGGGGAAAACGAGGACAGAGUGUUAGCAACGGAUCGCCACAAUUGAAUGCAAACACAACACAACCUCAACAGCAAUCAACUGAAAAUGUGUUCACAAGCGAUGUUCGUCAUCACCGACACUGGCAGAAGGCGUUAAGGUUGGUGUCGGGCGUCCAGUUGUCAACAUUACCUAAUCCGYUGCCAAUUCACGGGACAAUAUUGGGCGGUACUCUCGAGUUGAACGCACAGAACAUAUCUCUUGCCUGCUUUUAUGGCAUCAACUUUCGGUCAAAGAGUUGGGGAACUUUUAGUCUCAAACAGCCCUCUAUAUCGUUUGCCACCGAAGCUCAAAGUAUUGUCAACGAAACUGGAAGUUUGGACACACAUGUCGUACAAAACUUGUCUUUUUUGUUGGGCCGACAAAGCGGUGAACAAAAGGUUCGCCGAACAAUGGCCACCGUUUGCAAGAUAUCGAGAGACGUAGCAUUUCCGCCGCAAUUCAGACAAAUGAAAGAGUGGUUUGAAUACGCGUUCAGAGCGUCAGAGAUUGACGACGUGAACCGUUUUCCCGCUAUGGGAACCGUCACUGAAAUGGACAUUUUUGGCACUCCGAUUGCGUCGACCGGCGACUACUUUCUCGGAUCGGGACAGACGAGGGAUAGACGCGCGUCGUCCAGUCCUAAGACCAGCGGUGACUAUCAUCACACACAGGAAGUGAUUUUUGCGUUUCCAAGUAUGCAAUUGGAGCUCAAGACAGAACACCUUCAGGCAUGUAUGACACCGACAGUUCCCGACGUUAAGCCAACAGUUGAUUGUACUUUUGUGUCCGAYUUUGACGACCACAUUCUGGUCGCUGUGGACGCCGAGGCCUACUUCUUCCUGCAYGAGUUGAUCAGYUCUUACAUAACCGAAAAGGACAUAAACAUCAUGAAGAGUCACUCGCCGAGUGCCGAACGCAGCCAUAAGGCCAACGCUGCGGCCGGCGGCGGUGCGACCACUGCCGACACCAUUGAAGCCAUUCAACGCGAUUGGCGAGACUUUGUCUGUCACGUAUGGCAUUUGGAGCCAACGGUGCGAUUGCUUUCAUGGGCCGGAAAGAACAUCGAGCCCUACGGUGUCGACUAUAUUCUUCAGCGACUUGGCUUCAGUCAGGCGCGCACAACAAUACCCAAAUGGAUUCAGAGGACAUCAAUGGAUGGCUUCGAUAAACUACUGGCCCUUACAAUGUUCGGUAUGCUUAUGAAGGCCAGAGAAGACAUGAAAGAUAGCAAUCAUUGACGACAACAAACAAAAUAAUUAAAAAAAAAUCUUUUGUUUUGUUUCAUAAAUGACUUUAUAUAAUAUAAUUGUAU